UUCCUUUUACAAAUGGGUGGUAGCACAGCUUCUCCCUUUGUUCCUCAGUCUUCCCGCUCUUUCACUCAAACCCAGCCUCUUUUCUUUUGUGUAACCAGCUGUCGUAUCUGUUCCACCCGCUAGGGACGUUUUCCUUUAUGACGUAAUUUGUAAUCAAGUUAUGAGUUAAAUAUGUGUAUGUGUAAUUCUGUGUGAUUAGUUAGGUAUUUAGUAAAUAAAUAAUUAAACCCAAUUCUGUAUUGCUGAUUGAACUUGCGAGCCAGGGUUCGUGCAGAUAACCAAUAAUUGACAAAUUUCAGAUGAGACUGAAUUAAGAUGGCGAUUAAUAUUGACGGCUAUUGAUGUAAAAUAUUACUAGGUGUUCAAGAGUUUAUUCGGAAGAUAACAGCUCUAUAAAUAUUAUUUUGUGGUGCCCGACUCUCUAGUUAAUUACAUUUACAUGAUUAGCUCAAUCAGGUAAUAUUAAUUACGGAGAAAUUAUUUUAUAGAAUAGCAUGUCAUAUAACUUAAUCCGGCAUAGCCAAAGACACGACAACCGCCUCGGUGCCACCAUGGACAGCGUCGUCCAGACGAUGGACCACUGGGAGAGACAGAGAGUCCGUCCAACGCCCUCGCCAGCACCACCGGGGUCUCCACUACUCACCCCCUCCACACCUAGUUCCAGUGGGAUUCAUCUCGCACUUCCCAGGGAAUACGAUGGGACGGCUGCACGCUGCCAGGGUUUCCUGUUACAGCUGGACCUUUACCUGGCAACCGUCCACCUUCGGGCCGUAAGAAGGUUUCCACUCUCGUCUCAUGCCUCUCGGGGAAAGCCCUGGAGUGUGCCAACGCCAUGUGGGGACCAUUUCGAAUGACUGGUGAACGUCUCUGUCAUCUGAGGCAGAGGACGAGAAGCACCCAGGAGUUCGCCAUGGACUUUCGGACCCUGGCCGCCGGUGCGGAAUGGAAUGACAGGGCCCUGAUCGACCACUAUCGCUGCAGUUUGCAUGAGUAUGUCCGUCGGGAGUUGGCCUGCAGGGACACCACCCUCACCUUCAACCAGCUGGUGGACCUUUCCAUUCGGCUGGAUAACCUGCUGGCCACCCGCGGACGUCCAGACAGGAGUCUGGCGGUUCCAUCCCCCAGCACCACCGCUCCAAUGCCCAUGGAGCUGGGAGUUAUAGUUUUAAAUGUUAUGAUUACUUAUUUGUGCUGUUCCAAAUUGUCUGAAUAAAAAUGACAGUUAGUGCAGAAUGGUGGAUUUAGGUAUGCUUAGAUACACAGAAAAAUAGACAUAUUUUGGACAUUAUGGCUCUAGAUUCCAGGAAAAAGCUAAAUUCUGCUGCUUUCAAUAUACUUUGUAUCCCUCAUUUACUCAAGUGCACUUACCUGUACAUAACAUUCUAUGACAAACACAUGCCAUACAGAAAUUAGCUGCUACACACUAGUUCAGGGAUUAAACACAUCUCAGGGUCUAGGAACACUGCACCAACACUUGAAGAGCUUUGUGCUAUCCUACAAAAGCUAUAGUUUAGUUUCCUGUCAAGUCAAACAGCAGUUACUUAGCCAUCUUCCAUUACUGCACUGCUUUUAUCAACUCAACUGAGAGAGAAGUCCCGCUGUUCAGUGUUCCCUCACUGCAUCUGCUCUCUCCAUAGCUCUACCUUCAGGCCCGCUCCAAGGCGUCUGCAUGGUCCUAAACCACCCGCUGAACUUUGAGAACAAACACACUCUCUUUUCUCUCCAAUCUGAGCAAGAUUGACAGCGCUCUGAAUAAAUGAGGAUGGGGGAGGGGCUAUUAAGGGUGGCCAGUUCUAUAUUAUAUACCUGGCCAGAUAAAUAAUUAUCUAUCAAGUGAUUAUCACUGAAGUGAAAGGAGAGAGCCAACAGAGACACUAUUAGAGGCAAACACACGAUAACCAUUGUGAGAGGCAGAGAAAGAGAGGUCGAGGUAGUACACUUCUUGUUGAGACUUUUCACUCAUAACUCACAAGUCCAGAGUCCAGACUGGAGCCAUGUCUCUAGAGAAGGAAAGCAAUGGUCUCGAAAACGACACAUUUGCUAUUCAUGGGCAUUUCUGUGAGCUGGAGAAUGAUGGAGAGGGCUCCGACCUCUCUGAGGAGGAUGACAAGAACAAGCUGGCCUACUGUGUCACAGACGUCCCAGCCUGGUACCUAUGCAUAAUCCUGGGCAUCCAGCAUUUACUGACAGCGUUUGGGGGGAUAAUUGCCAUCCCUCUGAUCCUGUCUCAGGGUCUGUGUCUGCAGCAUGAUGGCCUGACCCAGGGUCACCUCAUCAGCACCAUCUUCUUUGUGUCAGGCGUGUGCACCCUGCUGCAGGUCACCUUCGGAAUCAGACUGCCCAUUGUUCAGGGGGGUACCUUUGCCUUUCUAGCUCCCUCCAUGGCUAUGCUGUCAAUGCCAGAGUGGACAUGCCCUGCCUGGACCCAGAACGCUUCCCUGGUCAACACCACCUCUCCUGAGUACAUAGAUGUGUGGCAGAGCCGCAUGCGAGAGCUGCAGGGCUCCAUCAUGGUGGGCUCUUUGUUCCAGGUGCUGGUGGGUUUCUCUGGCCUCAUCGGUUUCUUCAUGCGUUUUAUUGGCCCCCUUACCAUCGCACCCACCAUCACUCUGAUUGGCCUGUCCCUGUAUGACUCGGCUGGAAUGAGCGCAGGGAACCACUGGGGCAUCUCCACUAUGACAACUGCUCUGAUCAUCCUGUUCUCCCAGUACCUCCGACACAUCCCUGUACCAUUCCCCACAUACAACAAGACCAAGAAACUCCACACCUCCAGGAUCUACAUCUUCCAGCUUCUCCCUGUGCUCCUUGGCAUCACACUGUCAUGGCUGAUCUGUUACAUCUUCACCAUCUCUAAUGUCCUGCCCUCCGACCCGGAGCAGUACGGCUACCUGGCUCGCACAGACCUGAAGGGGGAUGUCAUAAGCCAGGCCCCCUGGUUCAGAUUCCCAUAUCCAGGUCAGUGGGGUUUGCCAACUGUGAGCCUGGCUGGAGUGGUAGGGAUCUUGGCUGGGGUGUUAUCCUCCAUGAUAGAGUCGGUGGGGGACUACCACGCCUGUGCCAGACUAUCAGGGGCCCCUCCACCCCCUAAGCAUGCCAUCAACAGGGGCAUUGGCAUUGAGGGGAUUGGCUGUCUGCUGGCUGGGGCCUGGGGCACGGGCAACGGAACCACCUCCUAUAGUGAGAAUGUGGGUGCACUGGGCAUCACCAAGGUGGGCAGUCGCAUGGUAAUCGUUGCUGGUGGGGUAUUGAUGAUCAUCAUGGGACUUUUCUGUAAAAUUGGAGCAAUUUUCACCACCAUCCCCACACCUGUGAUUGGAGGAAUGUUCUUGGUCAUGUUCGGGGUCAUUUCUGCAGCUGGAGUUUCAAAUCUGCAGUAUGCAGACAUGAACUCCUCCCGGAACGUGUUUAUCUUUGGAUUUUCCAUGUUUUCCGGCCUUGUCAUUCCAAACUGGAUAUUCAAGAACCCGGAUGCCAUAGCAACAGGUGUGGUCGAGCUGGACCAACUGCUGCAGGUGCUUCUAACAACCAGCAUGUUUAUUGGAGGCUUCUUUGGGUUAUUCCUUGACAACACCAUUCCAGGCACCCUACGGGAGCGGGGCAUCAUGGACUGGAACAAGAUCCCCCUUGAUGACUCCAGCAACACUUUGGAGAGCAGUGAGGUGUACAACCUUCCAUUUGGAAUUAGCUCUUGUCUCUCCUCCUUCUCCUGGGUUCGAUAUGUGCCGUUCCUCCCUCCAAAUGCACCAAGCUCACAGGACAAGGCCAAGGUGGACUCUUUGGCGACCAAGCAGCAGCCUGUGAAGCCAGAGCCUAUCAGAUCAGUGGCCCUAUGAACACUGUGCAGGACCAGACACGGGCUAAAACAACAACAAAAAGAGAGGCAGCUCUCGUAAUAUGGUCCUCCCGUUCUGUUCUAUUUUGUCUAUUUUAUACUCAUAUCUUGUAAAGAUUUGAUUAUGCAUUUUCUAAAUAAACUUUUGGCAAUAAUA
Oncorhynchus masou masou (cherry salmon) is the source of this 3989-nucleotide messenger RNA. RefSeq names its product solute carrier family 23 member 4 (gene slc23a4). Bases 1995 to 3833 code for a protein of 612 amino acids. Gene Ontology annotation, molecular function: transmembrane transporter activity. Gene Ontology annotation, cellular component: membrane. The transcript has 13 exons. The record is from RefSeq and is a predicted model, not a curated record. Gene Ontology annotation, biological process: transmembrane transport. NCBI's taxonomy places the organism in Eukaryota, Metazoa, Chordata, Actinopteri, Salmoniformes, Salmonidae.